Messenger RNA from Paramecium tetraurelia, 1218 nucleotides. RefSeq lists its product as uncharacterized. Gene Ontology annotation, cellular component: nucleus; cytoplasm. The transcript is spliced from 6 exons. Lineage: Eukaryota; Ciliophora; Oligohymenophorea; Peniculida; Parameciidae. Gene Ontology annotation, molecular function: protein serine/threonine kinase activity; ATP binding. The record is from RefSeq and is a predicted model, not a curated record. Gene Ontology annotation, biological process: mitotic DNA damage checkpoint signaling; protein phosphorylation.
AUGAAGGUGUCUGAUACUCACAUAUAUUAUUGUUAUCUAUAAUUCUCAAACUAAGGAUAAUUUUCAUAAUAGAAAUUUACUAUUUAUGAUACAUACUUGUCUAUAUAGAUUGGAGAAGCUAAUGAAUUAAAGGUUGAAUAUUGUUCACAAGGUGCUGUUUUUGAGUGGAAACUAGAUGAUGGCAAUUAAUGUGAAGUAAUUGUUAUUACUGAAAAUUAUUCAUAUACAUAUAGAGGAUCAAAGUAAACAAUUUAAUGUCUAAAAUAAUAUCUUGAUGGAAAGGUAUUUUAUGGUAAUUUCAUGUCCCAAUACAAAGAAAUUUAAAUAUUAAAAAAAACUAAAUAAGGAGAAGUAAUGUUUAACUUAAUGUUUAGAUUAUCAAAGGUUAUUGCCAAGAGAUUUCAUUUUACUCAAAAUCUAGAAAGACAUUCCAAGUCACUUGUUUUGAAUGAAUUAAGAAUAUGUUAAUACUUAAGUUAAUUCAACUAAGAAUCUAUUUUAAAAUUAAGGGAGUUUUAUCAAGAAAAAGAUAAGAUUAUACUCAUUUUUGAUUAUUGUGAAGGUGGUACAUUGUAUUCCUUUAUGGCUUAAAAGAAUUUCUGCCCAUCUUUUGUUGAUAUCCGAAAAAUCAUGAAGAAAUUGCUAUUUGCAAUAAAGUUUCUUCAUAAACACAAUAUAAUGCAUCGAGAUAUUAAAAUGGAUAAUAUUAUGUUAUUAGAAAAUAACAAUACGAAUUCAAUUUAAGUUAUUGAUUUUGGAUUCUCAACAUUUAUCGAUGAUAAACCAUAUAUUAUAGAAAGAUGUGGAACUCCAGGUUAUAUUGCUCCAGAGCUCUAUUCUGAAGGCCCUUUUGAUGAAUUAAUAGACAUAUAUAGUCUUGCUCAGAUAUUUUUUACAUUAUUGACAGGAAGAAAGUUCGCUUUUGAAUCUCAUUCAUUUAAGACAUUUGCUCAACUUCAUCAAAAAUAAUAAAUCAUUAUAAGAGAAUCAACAAAGAAUGAAAUCAUAGUUGAUUUAUUUUUAAAAAUGACGGCUUCACCAGAAAAAAGGUUUAAUUCAACAUAAUGUCUUAAUCAUUAAUAUUUUGAGAAGACUUCUAAAAUUAAACAGUUAACAUGUCCUAAGUUUCCUUUAUUAAAAACUCCAUUCUAAUUGGUUAAAUAGAAAGAACAGUAACAUUUAAAAGACCAUCAAGAUAAAUUCAUUAAUUAAAAAUGA